Messenger RNA from Penaeus indicus, 561 nucleotides. Its product is annotated as circumsporozoite protein-like. The coding region runs from base 1 to 561 and encodes 186 amino acids. Lineage: Eukaryota; Metazoa; Arthropoda; Malacostraca; Decapoda; Penaeidae. The transcript has 5 exons. The record is from RefSeq and is a predicted model, not a curated record.
AUGUCAGGUGAGGCGGCAGCAGCAGCCCACGGACUGGACAUAGGUGAGGCGGAAACAGCAUCCGAAAGACUGGACACAGCAUCCCACGGACUGGACACAGAUGAGGCGGCAAAAGCAUCCCACGGACUGAACACAGGUGAGGCGGCAAUAGCAUCCCACGGACUUGACACAGAUGAGGCGGCAAAAGCAGCAUCACACGGACUGGACACAGGUGAGGCGGCACCAGCAUCCCAUGGACUGGACACAGGUGAGGCGGCACCAGCAUCCCAUGGACUGGACACAGGUGAGGCGGCACCAGCAUCCCACAGACUGGACACAGGUGAGGCGGCACCAGCAUCCCAUGGACUGGACACAGGUGAGGCGGCACCAGCAUCCCAUGGACUGGACACAGGUGAGGCGGCACCAGCAUCCCAUGGACUGGACACAGGUGAGGCGGCACCAGCAUCCCACAGACUGGACACAGAUCACUACAACUACUCACGGGCACGGGAGUCCGAAGCUGCCUCAUCUCAUCUCAUCUCAUCUGCCCCUUGGCGGUUGCCGUUGGGGCGCUACAGAUGA